Messenger RNA from Hypoxylon trugodes, 1216 nucleotides. RefSeq lists its product as uncharacterized. The record is from RefSeq and is a predicted model, not a curated record. The coding region runs from base 353 to 745 and encodes 130 amino acids. Lineage: Eukaryota; Fungi; Ascomycota; Sordariomycetes; Xylariales; Hypoxylaceae. The transcript is spliced from 2 exons.
UUUCCCAUGCUUGUUAUCUGAUUUUCACUUACUUUUUUUUUUCUUUAACGAGUCUUAGGGAAUCGCGGGUGUCGAUAAAGGUACCGGGCGAAGAUAGGAUACACACUCGUGUGUCUCUGCUGUAGGUAUCAUCCAUGAGCGGCAUUUCCCAUGAACCACCACAAUAAUGCUGGCAGGAAAUGGUAAGGACCAAAAGGGGGGGUAGCCACACAGGUCAACAAGUAUAGCAGUGGCUUCGUGGGGAGUAGAGGAAGAUGAUUGGAAUAUGGCUCGAGAGGUGGUAAUUUCGAUGGCACCUUAGGCGGUUUUCAUAAAUUGCCAUCCUGUCUGGAAGUAUAUACGAACCAAUGAGAUGGGUAGGAUGAAGGAGUCGUCCGCAGAACAUAUGCAAGACCUGCAGAGACAAUGUGGGCGGGUUCAGGUGGUCGGUCGUAAUGUAUGUAAUUGUAUAAGUGCGUAUGUAUGGUUGUAUGGUUUAUGUAGGUAUGGUAUGGUAGGCUUCGACCACCAUCUCACAAUAAUGCGGCCCAUCUCAUACCAUGCUUUGAUGUUAUCUCAUACGUCGACAAUAUACAUAUAUAUGUACUAUAGCUCGCAGAUGUAUAGUAUGCUAUGUAUAGUAGGAGGGAGGUAUAUCCUGUGUGGCCACUUAAAGUUGUGGAUUCAACAUUUUAGAUUUUCCUGUGGCUUUUCCCGUCGCACUACCAAAGUACUUUGUGCAACACUGAAUAUCAUUAUGGUUUGAUUAUCGUGCGAAGGUUGGCUGUUUCCCCGCAAAACACGAAUUGACUGGGAAAUAGCAACCUUUUUUUUCUUCUCCCUCUCUUUCUCUUGUACUUCGGUACCUAUGUAGAUUCUGCUUCUUUCUCUUUUUACGCUUGGAUUGCAACGUCGUCGCCCUGCAUCUUGAAGAUACUUGUAAAAUUCGAUGCAAUCCACUUUUUUUUUCCUAUUCCAUUCCAUCUUUCCAUCUUCCUAUCAUCCCAUCGUCCCUUAGGUUCUCUUUUGCCUAGUUGCGCAACGCGUAGGCUUGAUGAAAUGAUAGUCAUCGUGCAACCAUCCUCGCAUAUACUGUACAUCCACAUCUUAUGUAGAGGGCCUACAUACCCUUACGUAUACCUCGUCCUUGCGAUUUAGGCGUCUCAGCGUCUGAGCCAGAAACCCGCCGAUGGAGGCUGCCACCUACGAAGGAAGCGCAAUUUUUUCUUCUUCUGUU